CACACACAUUUACAUAUAUAAUAUAAUAAUAUUAUAUAUAUCCGAGUCAAAUAUCAUAUAUAUAUAUGUAUGUAUAUAUAUUAUUAUGUGAGUGUGUAAGAAAAAAAGGGCAAGGGCGAGUGUAAUUAAAGGUGUAAUGGGAAGGUCUCCUUGUUGUGAAAAAGCUCACACAAACAAAGGCGCAUGGACCAAGGAAGAAGACGACCGCCUCGUCGCCUACAUCCGCGCCCACGGCGAAGGCUGCUGGCGGUCGCUGCCUAAGGCCGCCGGACUCCUCCGCUGCGGCAAGAGCUGCCGCCUCCGCUGGAUCAAUUACCUCCGCCCUGACCUCAAGCGCGGCAACUUCACGGAGGAGGAAGAUGAGGUCAUUAUCAAACUCCACAGUCUCCUCGGCAAUAAGUGGUCGUUGAUUGCGGGAAGGCUGCCGGGGAGGACGGAUAAUGAGAUUAAGAAUUACUGGAAUACGCACAUCCGCCGGAAAUUGUUGAGCCGGGGAAUCGAUCCGACGACUCACCGUCCGAUCAAUGAGCCGCCGGAAACUCUGAAAGCUUCAACGAUUUCGUUCUCCGGCGCCAAUUCGAAGGAGAUGGAUGCGAAAUUUGGGGGUAAAGACGAUCGGAGCGACGCCGGCGGCGAUCAGCGGUGUCCUGAUUUGAAUCUAGAGCUCAGAAUCAGCCUUCCGAACCACCACGGCGGCGACGGCGGCGAAGAAGACGAAGACGAAGAAGAUGAUGAUGAUGAUAGGUUUGAGGCACGUGGAAGAUCGGACGGUGGAAAUUCGUGCUUCGCUUGCAGGCUCGGGAUUCAGAACAGCAAGGAUUGCAGCUGCGGCGGCGGCGCCGCCGCCGCCGGCCGCCGCCAUGGGAGUGGCAGAAGAGGCAAUUCCGGGUAUGAUUUUCUGGGGCUCAAAACCGGGGUUUUGGAUUACAGAACUUUGGAGAUGAAGUGAUCGGCCGGAGCCGGAGUCUUCGCCGGCGCCGGCGCCGGCGAUUCUGGGAUCAAGCUUCAGUCUUUUUUUUUUUUUUUUUAAAUUAUAAUUUUUUCUUUUAUAUAAUGUGUAAUAACAAUUAAAGCAAAAUUAUUUAAUCAGAAAUAUAUACAA
Andrographis paniculata is the source of this 1102-nucleotide messenger RNA. Its product is annotated as myb-related protein 308-like. Bases 137 to 949 code for a protein of 270 amino acids. NCBI's taxonomy places the organism in Eukaryota, Viridiplantae, Streptophyta, Magnoliopsida, Lamiales, Acanthaceae. The record is from RefSeq and is a predicted model, not a curated record. The transcript is spliced from 2 exons.